CGUGAGAAGGUUCUCACGCGGUGAUUGGCUGGGGCGGGGCGAGGGCGGGGCAGAAGCCCCUGAGAGGUUCCGUGCCCCUAGUCCGGCCGCUUGUUUGGCUGCUGCCGUCACCUCAUGGCGACGGGGGUAGAGGAGGCAGCGCGGGGAAGAGGCGGCGGCGUUGAGGAGGCUGUUGAGGGCGGACGGGGCGGACGGCAACGCAGCCCGCGGCAGAAGUUUGAAAUUGGCACAAUGGAGGAAGCUGGAAUUUGUGGGCUAGGGGUGAAAGCAGACAUGUUGUGUAGCUCUUCUUCAGCAAAUGAUAUUCUUCAACAUCAAGACUCCAGCUGUGGUGGCACAACUAAGAAGCAUUCGCUGGAAGGGGAUGAAGGAAGUGACUUUAUAACAAAGAACAGAAAUUUGGUGAGCUCAGCAUUCUGUACACCGGAGUCAAGAGAAGAAAUUCCUGGGCGAGAAACUCGAACUGGUCCCCCUGAUAGCCAGCAGGAUUCAGAAUGCAGCAGGAACAAAGAGAAGACCUUAGGAAAAGAAGUUUUAUUACUGAUGCAAGCGCUAAACACCCUUUCAACCCCAGAGGAGAAGCUGGCAGCUCUCUGUAAGAAAUAUGCUGAUCUUCUGGAGGAGAGCAGGAAUGUUCAGAAGCAAAUGAAGAUUCUGCAGAAGAAGCAAGCCCAGAUCGUGAAAGAGAAAGUUCAUUUGCAGAGUGAACACAGCAAGGCCAUCUUGGCAAGAAGUAAACUGGAGUCUCUUUGCAGGGAACUUCAGCGUCACAAUAAGACCUUAAAGGAAGAAAAUAUGCAGCAAGCACGAGAGGAAGAAGAACGACGCAAAGAAGCAACAGCACAUUUCCAAAUUACUCUAAAUGAGAUCCAAGCCCAGCUGGAACAACAUGACAUACACAAUGCCAAACUCCGACAAGAGAACAUUGAACUGGGAGAGAAGCUGAAGAAGCUCAUUGAGCAGUAUGCACUGAGGGAAGAGCAUAUUGAUAAAGUGUUCAAACAUAAGGAACUGCAACAACAGCUUGUGGAUGCCAAACUUCAGCAAACAACACAGCUGAUAAAAGAAGCUGAUGAAAAGCAUCAGAGAGAAAGAGAGUUUUUAUUAAAAGAAGCAACAGAAUCCAGGCACAAGUAUGAACAAAUGAAACAGCAAGAAGUACAACUAAAACAGCAGCUUUCUCUUUAUAUGGAUAAGUUUGAAGAAUUCCAGACUACUAUGGCAAAAAGCAAUGAACUGUUUACAACCUUCAGGCAGGAAAUGGAAAAGAUGACAAAGAAAAUUAAAAAACUGGAAAAAGAAACAAUAAUAUGGCGCACCAAGUGGGAAAACAAUAACAAAGCACUUUUGCAGAUGGCUGAAGAGAAAACUGUCCGUGAUAAAGAGUACAAAGCCUUUCAAAUAAAACUGGAAAGGUUAGAGAAGCUGUGCAGGGCUCUUCAGAUGGAAAGAAAUGAGCUCAACGAGAAGGUUGAAGUCCUCAAAGAGCGGGUCUCUAGCAAAGUAGCAGAUGGGAACUUGCGGCGGCAGCCCUGUGCUGCCCUGGAUUCCUUCAAGCAGCUAAACACUUCAAGAAGAGCCCUGGGAAUGCACCUGGAUGCCAAGGCCAAGGCCAAGGCCAAGGCCAAGGCAGUGAAUGAGAGAAGAAACGCUGCACAAAAGCCCCAGUCCCCAGGUUCUGCUCAGGGCAUUGAGUCAGUUGACUAGGCUAUGAAGUGUGAUCACUGUAUUGAGAGAUAUAUUUUGUGUAUAACUUCCUCUGUUAGUAGUAACUAUUGGUUUUGUGGUGAAAAUUUUCUUACUUUUUCUACCAUAUCUGUAUUUUCUUAGAACUACUGGACUUAUGUGGUACAGGAGGCUGCUUAGCAGUUUGGAAUAGUUUUAAUCUAUACAUUUCCCUCAAUUGUGUUGCACAUCUGCCUCAUUUUCCCCCUUCAUUGGAGUGCAUGUGUGUUCAUUGCCUUGUCCUUUCCCUUUCCUGCUCCUUGCACAUAACUUUCCUAACUAAAAUGCCACUCAAGACAGAGCCAUUACAAGGGAACUCUGUUCUCCUGAUGGUUCCUUGGUGUGAGAACUAUUAAAGCAUCAAAGAAAAUACUAAGAUGAUUACUUUUGUGUAAUAGCCCGUUUAAAUGCCAAGAAAAAAUAAAACUAUAGUAAUCCCAUCAGAAACAAACAUAGCAUUUUUCCAUUUAAAUUACCUUUCUUGAUUCACUUGAGAGAUUGAGACUACAUCCUUGCCCAGUUCAAAUUCUGGCAAAAUAUAAAGAUGUCACUUGUAAACAAAAUGGUAUGUACAGACAUAGUAUUGGAAAACAGGCUUAACGUUUAAGUGACUAAGAAUAGUCAUACUAUGCUGGUUUCAGGCUAGAACAUACAACAUAAGAAAUUUGGACCUCUCCUGAUGAUCACUGUAGAGGAUGAAGGUGGCUUAUGUUUCCAUCAAUUUGGGUACAUAUUCUCCAUUUCUCACAAAAGCCGAUUGAUUAUUCUUUGAAAACUGCCAUUAAUUGCAUUCCCUUGUGAGUUCAAGACGAGGGCAAAUCAUGUGUCGCUUCUGCCAGGGAAAAGUUCCUCUGCUACCCUCUGGCUAGGUGAAAAUUGGUGUUCCUUUGCUCCACAGGAGUGUCACAGGGCUGUGGAUGUAGUCGAGUGUUAAGCACUGGCCUAGCAUAUAUGAGGCCCUGCGUUACAAGUCUCAUCAGUAAAGAACAACAGUUUUUUUUAUUUCCUGAAAGAGAAUUUAAACUAUGGAUCAGCACUAAACCGAAACAUUCAAGUUCCAAAGUAAAAACACUGGAACCAGCAUUUUUUACCUUGGGAAAGCUUGGCAGAUUGUUUACGUAGUAAAACCUAUAACUUAAUGCUUUUGAGUUUGUUUCUCCUUUGAUACUGCCUUUAAAAAAAAUAAAAACAGUAUUAUUUAGGUCCUCUAGCCUUUGAAUUGGAGAGAUUUUGAAAUUAAGCAUGUAACAUCUGACUUGUUUCUUUGCCUUCUUAAAUGUCAAAUGUGGCUCAGUUAUGCAAACAAGGUCUUUACUACUAUCCCUGGUAUUAUUUGUAUUGAAAUGCUUUAUGAAAUUUUAAAAAACAGGGUCCUAGUAGACCUGAUGCAGCAUUCCACUAAGCAAAACAGUCAGACUGACACUGGACUGAAUAAGCUCCAUUUCUCUUUGUUAAAAGUAAAGUCCUGUCAUAAUUCAUGCUCUAAACUGGGUGGAAAAUUAUCCAAUAGAUAUUAAACAGUACGCAGAGCAGAGGAUUACAUCUUUCCAAACUUUCACCAUCAGUCAUGUUAAUUAAGGGGAUGUUAUCUAAUUACUGUUAAAAUGAGCCAGAAACAAAGAGAAUACCCUCCUCCUUUAGCUACUAAAUACUGGACUCACUUCCCCUGAGAAAAUGAGGGUAGAUAUCAGAAAUAUAAUCUACUUUGAAAUUAGUACUAAUGAUUUCCUAAGUCUACUGGAUACACCGCUCUUAACAUUUUAUCAAGCCAUGUGUGUAGCUCACCACAUUUUUUUGUGGUGCUUGUCCUAUGUGGAAGACUUGUAAAUCUUGGACCUGAUGCCUAUUUUCAAGGGCUUUAUAAAGCAAUGUGAUUAAGAGUACUUGGCCUGCUGCUUUUGGCUUACAUGCAUUUUUAGCUAGAUGUUUGGAGGACAUGGAUUCUGUCUGGGAUGCAGCAUUCAGAAUCUAUCCUCCCAUUACCCUGUGAAUAAAAACAAAUGGGACCUCUAAGGGAACCCUCCCCCAUAAAGUGAUCACCUCACCAGCCCAGUGUUGUGGCUUUGUAGCACGCCCUGUAUCUACCAUAUUCUAGAACACUGUAUUGCUACUAGGCUGGCCCAGAAAAGGUUUAAAUGUUGAGUUCACUUAUAUUGCAUUUGGUGUACCACCAUGCAAUCUUGAUGUUAUUAUUUAUAGUGGCAGUAGACCCCAAAGUGUAGUGAAAACUUGGGUCUUGGCUAUCGGACCAUUUCAUCCUCAGACUUGUAGGAGUACAUUUCUUGGUCUUGAGACCAGUAUUUUUUUAGUUAUGUAUGCAACUGCCUUUAUUACACACCUGGUUAUCACAAUUCAAUUCUCAGGUGUUGCAGAAAAAUCUACCUCUUUCAGACUGUAGAUGGAAAUAACUGUGAAAAAAAAAUGCAGAUAUCUUCUAGUUUGUGCUAAACACACUGCUUUAUUUUUACAGCCCACGUCUUUCAUGAGGAUAUGAAUUGUUAAGAGGCAGUUUUGUUUUGCUUUUCAAAGACAUUUUGUAGAGAUUUUUCACUAAUGUGAAUCUGAUUUUAUCUACUCGAUUCUGUAUAGAUUAAGUAAAUAUGUAUGAUGAAUUUAACUGUGUCUGUGUAUUCUUUUGUUGGCAAGAUGGCUUUAAUUGUGUACCAAUCUGAAGGAACAAUUUUACCUAUUUCUACCCAAGAAAGGAGAUAUGGGCAUGCACGCACACACAUCCACCCUUCCCCAGCUUCUAAAAGAACAGAACAACUUUUAUUUUAAAACUUUAUUUCUGCAAAGCCAAUCAAGAAGUGUUGGAAGGAAAAAGUGUAAAAGUUAUCCUUGCAUAUUUGGGAACUUGAGCAAGCACUUAAGUUUUCAAAA
Messenger RNA from Nannospalax galili (Upper Galilee mountains blind mole rat), 4605 nucleotides. RefSeq names its product taxilin gamma (gene Txlng). Gene Ontology annotation, biological process: regulation of cell cycle. The record is from RefSeq and is a predicted model, not a curated record. The coding region runs from base 115 to 1707 and encodes 530 amino acids. The transcript has 10 exons. Lineage: Eukaryota; Metazoa; Chordata; Mammalia; Rodentia; Spalacidae. Gene Ontology annotation, molecular function: syntaxin binding.